Molecule: messenger RNA, 621 nt
Organism: Anthonomus grandis grandis
Lineage: Eukaryota; Metazoa; Arthropoda; Insecta; Coleoptera; Curculionidae
Exons: 3
Coding region: 91-594 (167 amino acids)
Biological process (GO): negative regulation of smoothened signaling pathway
Cellular component (GO): Golgi apparatus; ciliary membrane
Source: RefSeq, a predicted model, not a curated record
GAGGUUACGCGUCAAAAGUCAAAGUCAAAAUCAUCUGAUUUCCAUCUAAAAAAUAAACUUUUUGAGGCUCGUUUUGGACUCUGAGGGGCCAUGGAUAAGCUCACCCUGAUAUCGGGCACCCUAUUCCUAACCGCGGACAUUUUCGCGAUAGUCAGCCUGGCCAGACCGGACUGGAUCGUAACGGAUGUGGGAGGGGAGACCAGGAUGGGACUGAUGUGGACCUGCAUGACCCUCUACAAUCGCCCCCAGGUGUGUUUCACGCCAGACUUGCAGCCCGAGUGGCUGUUGGCCCUCGUCUGUAUCUUUGUCGGCUGCAUUUGCAUCACCACGACCAUCAUCCUGUUGGCUUCGUCCCAUUGGGACCGAAACGUCGUGCCUUAUGCCCGUUGGGUGGGGUUCACUGCCAUGGUGCUGUUCUGUUUGGCCGCCGUGAUAUUCCCCAUGGGGUUCCACGUGGACGAGAUCGGGGGACAACCGUAUCAGCUCCCCAACAGCCACCAGGUGGGGAUUUCUUAUAUUCUGUUCGUCGGGGCUCUUUGGAUUACGGUUAUAUCUGAAUUGUUUGCGGGCAAAGUGUGUUUGCCCCAUUUUUAAUCAAUAAAAACUAUUUAAGUGUAAAAA